UUCGCAUGAGCGAAGAAGAAAAACCGCACGUUUACUUCCGGUAAAAAAAAAUGAAAACACAUGGGCUGAAAAUAACUAAAGUCAACUAUUUGCAGUCAUGACGAGGUGGGCGAGAGCCAAUAACGUACACAAACAAAAACCAGAAGAAGCAACUCCCUGGAAUAAGCUGAGAGGAGGAGGAAGAGCAGGAGGUCACGCUGCUGGGGGCACACGAGGAGCUCAGAGGGACCCCCUGAAAAGGACUGAGGUUGAUGGAUCGGGCGUGAAGAAGCCCAACCGCAAGAAGAAGGACUAUACCAACGAGGACGUGAAUGGCUUCCUGCAGUACCUGCAGCAGAGCGGACAGGCACUGCCUGCUGGGGAGGAAAGGGGGAGAGAGGGAGAGCGUCAGCUAAGGGAGGAGGUGAAGGUGGCCCUGAAAAAGGACCAAAAGAGGGAGGACAGGAGGAUAAAGAGACAGAAGGACAAAAAGAACAAAAUGGUAUGUUUUAACUGCAGGAAGCCCGGUCACGGUUUGGCCGACUGUCCUGAUGCUGUCAGAGACGAGGAGAUGGGCCGAGACAUCUGCUACCGCUGCGGCUCCACCGAGCAUGAUAUCCGCAAGUGCAAAGCCAAAGUGGAUCCGGCUCUGGGUGAGUACCCAUUUGCCAAGUGCUUCAUCUGCGGUCAGACUGGACACCUGUCCCGCUCGUGUCCUGACAACCCCAAAGGACUCUACGCACAAGGAGGCUGCUGUCAUGUUUGUGGUUCAGUGGAACAUUUUCAGAAGGACUGUCCAGAGCAUCAAGCUGCAACUAAUUCAGUGACUUUGUGCUGGAUGUCCAACAAUCUGAGCGCAGACCAUGAGGAGGUGCAUGUUCCAGUAAAGAAAGCCAAACCAAAGCAGCCCAAAGUGGUGACGUUCUGAGAACGUUUUAUAAACCUGAAGAUGGUCAGAGCGGCUGAACAACCGUCAUGUCUGCAACAUGAUUGACCUGCGUCACCUCCUGGACUCUUUAACAGAUGAAACACUUCAGAGGAGCUGAAGUUGGUCAGCAGAUGUCUCUGGAUGGAAAGAAACACUUUAUUAAAAAAUGGCUUCCAACAGCUUUGGUUGACUUGAUAACUUGAGUUAUUUCGUAAAAAAUAAAUAAAAAUAUC
Messenger RNA from Nematolebias whitei (Rio pearlfish), 1140 nucleotides. RefSeq names its product zinc finger, CCHC domain containing 9 (gene zcchc9). Gene Ontology annotation, molecular function: zinc ion binding; nucleic acid binding. The record is from RefSeq and is a predicted model, not a curated record. The transcript has 6 exons. Lineage: Eukaryota; Metazoa; Chordata; Actinopteri; Cyprinodontiformes; Rivulidae. Bases 98 to 907 code for a protein of 269 amino acids.